Molecule: messenger RNA, 963 nt
Organism: Talaromyces stipitatus ATCC 10500
Lineage: Eukaryota; Fungi; Ascomycota; Eurotiomycetes; Eurotiales; Trichocomaceae
Exons: 2
Coding region: 1-963 (320 amino acids)
Source: RefSeq, a predicted model, not a curated record
AUGUCACGAUUUGCAAAACCGACCAUUCUUGGUCUAAAAACACUUGACAAAGUGCCUAGCUUUUCGUAUUUCGUUGGACAUCCAUCAGGAAAACGGAUAUUGUUUGACCUUGAAGUCCGCAAAGACUGGGACAAUCUUUCGCCUGUUGUCGCAGAUCGCAUGCGUGAGGCUGGCUGGACAGCCGAAGUGAAAAAGGAUGUCCCGGAAGAUUUUGAAGAAAACAAUAUUGUCCUUGAAGGCAUCAACAGCGUGGUUUUGAGUCACUGGCAUUGGGAUCAUGUUGGCGAUAUGUCGAAAUUCCCGCCUUCGACAUCAGUGAUAACAAGGCCAGGUUUCACUAAAACCUUUGUACUGGAUUUCUUUCGAAUUCUCGAAUCCCAAUCUUGGAGUCUGACUACUUGGGAUGAGAUGACCGUCAAGAUAACAGACUUUCCUCUGGAUAUUAAUGGCCAUCCAGCUCACGACCUCUUCGGUGAUUGCUCGUUAUAUCUUUUAUAUACAGCCGGUCAUGCGGUAGGCCACCUCUCAGCAUUGGCUAGGAUAACUUCUCGUUUUAGCGAUGUUUAUGUUGGUGAUACUUUUAUAAUGCUGGGCGGGGACUGUUGCCAUCAUAUGGCCCAGAUAGGGCCUUGUAAUAGAUACCCGUUACCGUAUGAUGUGAAUUUCAGGUUCCACGCCACUUUAGAGAGAUAUCUAUAUGAUAAACGUGAUACGACUGGUAGUAUCGAAUCUAUUACUCAUCACCAGGGCCGUGAUGUGCCUUUGAUGAGGCUACAGAAAGCUAAGCAGCUCGAGCAGGAGCCAUCUCUAAAUGGCUUUUUGAUCCUGCUCCACUGGGGUCGUUACGAUAUACCUGAAUCCCAUGUUACUGUGCUUGGUUGCACACUCUGGUCAAAAGUCCCAGAUGCAGCACGGGAUAUUGUUUCAACUAAAAUUCAAGAUUUCAAGAAGAUUGAAGACUGA